Messenger RNA from Phoenix dactylifera (date palm), 1556 nucleotides. The record is from RefSeq and is a predicted model, not a curated record. Lineage: Eukaryota; Viridiplantae; Streptophyta; Magnoliopsida; Arecales; Arecaceae.
UCCAAGUGCGAGUUCUCUGAAUCCAUCUCUUUCUUUCUCCUUCGUAAUCUCUCUCUCUCUCUCUCACUCUCUUACCAUGGCCUCCACUUGGAGGGCCCUGAAACCCCGCCGGAAGAUCCCCUUCAUCCAGAGGAACCCUGCGGCCGGGAAUUUGAACAUGGAGCCAUCAAUCCCAACCCAUUUCCGCUGCCCAAUAUCGCUUGACCUUAUGAGGGAUCCGGUGACGGUGUCCACCGGAAUCACCUACGACCGACAGAGCAUCGAGACAUGGUUCGAGCUUGGGAGACAGACAUGCCCGGUCACCUACAAGGUGCUAACGACCGAAGACCUCAUACCCAACCACUCCCUAAGGAGGAUGAUACAAGAUUGGUGUGCCUCAAAUCGCUCAUCAGGCAUCGAAAGAAUCCCCACACCGCGGAUCCCGGUGGCUCCGACCCAGGUAUCGGAGCCGCUAUCAGAGAUCGCUUCAGCUAGCGCGAGAGGAGAUCAUGUCCGGUGCCAAGAAUUGGUGGCAAAGAUCAAAGCUUUGGGGAGGGAGAGCGAGCGGAAUCGGAGGUGCAUCAUCUCGGGUGGUGCUGUCCAUAUUCUGUCAGCCUCUUUCAGUGAAUUGGCUGCAGGAUCUUUUGAUAGCUCAACCUCAGGGGUAUUGGAGGAGCUCCUGUCAGCGCUGACUGCUUUCUCUCCUCUUGAUAAGGAGGCUCACAGGCACAUUGGAUCACCCGAAUCUCUUAAAUCCUUGGUCUCGAUCCUAAAAUGUGGAGAUUUGGCAGGAAGGCUUAAUGCUGCCUUGAUGCUAAAAGAUCUCGUAUCUUCGUUGGAUAUUGACCGUGUCAAUCUGGUGGCAGAGACCUAUGGAUUGAUCGAAGCACUGGUCAAACUUAUCGAGCAACCUGUUUCACCUCAAGCCACAAAAGCCUCUUUGGUGGCCACCUUCUAUUUGGUUUCCUCAAGCGAGAUCACUGCAACGAAGUUUGCGGAGAUGGGGUUGGUCUCCCUGCUUCUAGAGAUCCUCGUUGAUUCAGAUAAGAGCAUGGUCGAGAAGGCUUUGGCUGUCCUUGAUGGAGUUCUUAACUGCAAGAAAGGCAGAGAGACAGCUUAUGAUCAUUCGCUCGCCAUGCCCGUCUUGGUUAAGAAGCUGCUUCGUGUUUCAGACAUGGCAACCGAGUUUGCCGUCUCGGCGCUGUGGAAGCUCUGCAAGAAUUGUAAGCAGGAAAGAGGGGAGAUAGCAGGGGAAGAGUGCUUGGUGGAGACUCUCCAAGUGGGGGCAUUUCAGAAGCUAUUGCUCCUGUUGCAGGUGGGAUGCAGUGGUGCAACCAAGGUGAAGGCAAGCGAUUUACUGAAGCUUUUGAAUGGCGCGAGGAGGAUGGGGGACUGCAUUGGAACUGCGGAUUUUAGGGGACUAAAGAGAUCCUUCUAAUUGUUCAGAUGAUUGAACAGUAGGAAAAGAGAGAACAUAUAAAACUUUAGAUUUUGUGAAUAUUCAGUGUACAGAGAUAUGAAGAUUCUUUUGUUAGGAAAUACAAAUUGAUUCAUUAUUUACUACAAAGUAAAUGGUU